This is a messenger RNA of Macaca mulatta (Rhesus monkey), 1215 nucleotides long. It is a transcript of the gene NKG7, whose product is annotated as natural killer cell granule protein 7. The record is from RefSeq and is a predicted model, not a curated record. NCBI's taxonomy places the organism in Eukaryota, Metazoa, Chordata, Mammalia, Primates, Cercopithecidae. Gene Ontology annotation, cellular component: plasma membrane.
GGGGAACCGGACCCCGGGGAGGGGAGGGAGGACGUUGCCUGUGCAAUCCAGGAAGGGAGGGUAUGUGAAAAGCCAGUUACCGGGAACUGUGUGAAACCAAACCAGCCUCAUCUGACAAAGCACACGAACCCUCACUGCCCCGACUGCUUGCUGGUCUCUCUUUGUUGAGCUCCAAGGACCCAGGAGUCCGGGUGCACAGCCUCCUUCCCUCUGAGAUUCAACAGUCUGAUCAGCAGCCUCUUCCUCCUCCAGGACCCAGAAGCCCCGUGCUCACCCCCAUGGAGCCCUGCCGGUCCCUGGCCCUGCUUGUGGGCUUCCUGGGCCUGAUGUUCUGCCUGAUUGCUUUGAGCACCGAUUUCUGGUUUGAGGCUGUGGGUCCCAACGACUCAGCUCACUCGGGCCUCUGGCCAACGGGGCAUGGGGACAUCAUAGCAGGCUACAUUCAUGUGACGCAGAGCUUCAGCAUUCUGGCUGUCCUGUGGGGCCUGGUGUGCGUGAGCUUCCUGGUCCUGUCCUGCAUCCCCUCACUGUCCACCCCAGGCCACGGCCCCCUUGUCUCAACCAUCACAGCCUUUGCUGCAGCCCUCUCCAUGGCAGUGGCCAUGGCGGUGUACACCAGCGAGCGGUGGGACCAGCCUCCACACCCCCAGAUCCAGGCCUCCUUCUCCUGGUCCUUCUACCUGGGCUGGCUCUCAGCUAUCCUCUUGCUCUGCACAGGUGCCCUGAGCCUGGGUGCUCACUGCGGCAGCCCCCGGCCUGGCUAUGAAACCUUGUGAGCAGAAGGCAAGAGCGGCAAGAUGAGUUUUGAGCGUUGUGUUCCAAAGGCCUCAUCUGGAGCCUCCGGAAAGUCUGGUCCUACAUCCGCCCCACCCUUUCAGCCCUUCCCCAGCCCCUCCGCUUGUUUCUUCAUUCAUUCAACAAAAUUUGGCUGGAAUCUGGCUAUUCUGAGAUUAAUUCUGCCAAGACCUAAGCCAACCGUCUGCCAGCUCCAUGGUAGGAGCUGAGCACCAAGAGAAGGUGACAGCCCACGAGGCCGACCAGCCUGCAGGGCGCUCCUGUCCAGCGCAACUGCCUGGCCUGUGUGGAUACAGGCUCCAACCUGGGUCUAUCUCUCCCCUUCUCCAGCACUUUUCUUUCUCCCUUUAGCUGGCUCUCUUUCCUUCUCUUUCCCUCUCUGAUUUUGUACCCCUUGCCAAAACUCAGCCCUUCUUUGCA